UAAAUGUAAAAAUACGAUUUCAUCUUCAACCUAAUGGAUUAUCAUUAUAACGUCAACGUCAAAAAUCUAUGCACUUUAAGAAAUUCGAAUUAUUGUUUUUAAAGGAGACAAGAUAAGGAGCAUGAUAAUUUCUAAUUGUAGACACAAAAAUAAAUUAUUUCUCUUAUCAUUAAACCUGUGGGAAAAAUUAGUUGAUACCGAUAUAAUUAUAUAAUCAAUUAAUAGCAUGAGUAACAUUGGUAGUCUAGACACAUCUGAACUACAAAAACACGUUAACGCAAUUGAUAGCUAUACAUAUGACCAAAUUGAUUGCGUUUGCGAAGCACUUAUUCAAAGUCAAGAUUUUAAUACAUUAGCAAAAUUUUUGUGGUCUAUUCCACGCAAUGAUAUUGUUCGAAAUAGCGAGCAUGUUGUCAAAGCCAAAGCUCACGUGGCAAUGUAUCAAGAGCGUUACCGAGAAUUGUACAAUAUUCUUGAGAAUCAUAAAUUUAAGUCCGAAAAUCACCCAAUUUUACAACAAAUGUGGCACGAUGCUCAUUAUUUAGAUGCCGAAAAAAUGAGAGGCAGACCACUUGGUGCUGUUGAAAAAUACAGAAUAAGAAGAAAAUACCCCUUACCUAGAACAAUCUGGGAUGGGGAAGAAACCGUAUAUUGUUUCAAGGAAAAAUCAAGACAAGUUCUCAGAGAUUGGUAUGAAAACAAUAAGUACCCUACCCCCCAAGACAAACGAAUUCUAGCAAAACGGACUGAAUUAACUUUAGUUCAAGUAUCAAAUUGGUUUAAGAAUCGUAGACAGCGAGACAAACCUCAAUCUGAUAGCGGAGAUGAAAAACCGAGUAGCAUCAGAUCAAUUAAUAGCGAGCAGUGGCCAGACGACACCGGACUGAGCGUAAAUAUAUACAACUAGUUGCAACCAAAUAAAGCUGUUUUAAAAUUAUUCAAUCAAAAUAAAAAAUUUUAAUAUCAACAAAUGAAUUAAACAGAUAGUGAGAAUAAUAACGGCAAUAUAAAUAGUGCAACUAAAAAGAACAAUACAGUUCAAUGACGCAAAAGUCUGUGAAAAACUGGUAUUAGCUACAACUAUAAUAAAAAACAACAAUGUUUCUGAUACCUACCAACAAGGAUUCCAAUACCUACCUAUUUUAUUCAUCUACUCGAAUCAGUUUGGCUCAAGACAAUGGCUGUUUAGAGUAGCUUAAUGUAAUUAAGUUGCCAA
Hydra vulgaris (swiftwater hydra) is the source of this 1216-nucleotide messenger RNA. NCBI's taxonomy places the organism in Eukaryota, Metazoa, Cnidaria, Hydrozoa, Anthoathecata, Hydridae. The record is from RefSeq and is a predicted model, not a curated record.